Messenger RNA from Dermacentor andersoni, 9342 nucleotides. Its product is annotated as transmembrane 6 superfamily member 1-like. The record is from RefSeq and is a predicted model, not a curated record. Lineage: Eukaryota; Metazoa; Arthropoda; Arachnida; Ixodida; Ixodidae.
AAUUUGUGUACAAGCACAGUCAAGAACCGGUUUAUUUAUGCGCAUGCCAACGUGUGCACGUAGCGCGAGCGGUGUGUGCAGACGCGUAAAAUAACUGCUGGGAUAUAACCGCAGCGCAUGAAACAUUCUGACGAAACCAUAGUUUAUAAGAACGAAACCGAAAACGUUUACCUUUAGUCGGCAAAUCUUCGGCGUCUGGUAACUAUGGGUCGCGCUGUGCAGGAAAGCAACAACAGGCGGCCUCGUCACGCGGCAGCAACUGAUGUAAGCGACGCGCAACAAUUUAACUGCGCAAUUUUAUAACGUCGCGAUUGCGCUGCACGCUUUGUGACUUCCCGAUGGAGGCAUAAUGUGCUUUCUCCGCUGUUGCCGACUUAUGUUGGCGCGACGCAGUGAAGAAAAGUGAGCUGAACGAGUUGAACUCUUGCCAAGAUCUCGAGGCGACGUCGGCUGCUGCCUGUGUUCUCGGUUGUGGGGAGUUUAUUUUCUUCCGUCUUUUCUGAUGAGUACGCGCUGCGGGAACUGCAAGGAAAACACCGCGGAAGUCGAAGGCUUUUUUUGGACAGGCGUUGAACCACUCGCCACGGGCGCUUUAUCGUCGAAGACCAGACCGCAGAGCCGUCGCGAAACCAGGUCAUGUCGUCGUUCUCGUCUGCGACCAAAGUGUUCGGUGUGUCCCUGCUCGCCGUCCCAACGACGUACGCAUUCAACGUGGUCGCCCAGCUACUCAAGUGGGAUAGCGCCUUGCCCGUUUGUGUGGGCGUAGCAGUGGUACUUGUGGCCGUAGCCGGCCUCUUAUUUUGGGCCACGGGCAGGAAGGCCCCGUUGGCGGACGGCCGAAAACGCGAACAGAUAUGGUUCUACGCCUUGGCGGUAUCUGCAUUUGCAAGCGUUGCAUCCCUUACUGUGGGCCUAGAGCUAGAUGGAAUCAUAUCAGGCUUUGUCAAUGUGUACCUGAAGGUUGGUGAACCAUACCUCCGGUGCAGCCAUGGAGCCAUGGCGUCAUACUGGCACGGGACUGUGAUGUACGCCAUGCAUCUGAUGAUGUUGGCCGCACUGACUUGGGAUGGUAACCUCUACAAUGUUGCCCUCUUCUGGUGUGGUUCAAAUGUCAACAGCACACUUGUGCUUCUGCUUGGAGUUGCAACAGGAAAACAUGGCAUCACACCAGGGGCCGUGUUCUACCUUCUGGUAGCCUUUGCUGCUCCCUGCUUCCUCUACCAACUGAGACAUCAGAGGAUUGCCCCUGUGGUGACUGGCCCAAGGGAACGUUUGUUCAAACGCAAGCAAGAUAUUGUCUUGCUUUUUUACCUACUCACUGCAAGCUUUAUAACCAUAUUUAGAGGAUUGGCGGUGUUAGGAACAAACAUUGGCUGGAUAAAUCGUUAUGUUGCAAACGUAGAGCCAUACCUCCUACACAGAGACCCUGCCCCAUUCCCAAAGAUGCAGAUGCUUGUGUACCUUUUCCACCAUCUUCCUCUACAAUUCGCCAGUGCCUAUGCAAUACUUGUGCCUGGUUGCCAGUGGAUGCCAGACCUCAGUCUUCUCAUGGCUGGUGCUGUGUUGCAGGGACAAGUGACACACAUCGGCGCAUCGUUCCAUCCACGUACACCAUAUGUGAUGCGGGUGCCUCCUGAGCCAGCCUCGUGGCUUGCCUUCUGGAUUGUGAACCUCCUGCUGGCCCUGGGGUUCCAAUGCCUAGCAUACAGGUGCAACAGCGAAACUCAGUUUUUUGCUGUGCUGCGCUCACAUAGCAACCGACGAAUGUCCUAGCCGAUCAUAGGAUGUAUAUCCCUACUCAGCGACUAUAGGUCAUCUAAGCGGCAUGGCAUGUCCAAGCAGUGUGCCUACCUCUCUUCACUGCUUUGGCACAAGCCGUUGACAAACCCCUGCAAUGUUGGCAUGAAAUCUAGAAAACUUAGCAACAGUUAAGAGGAGAAGCCAAAUAUUUUUUUUUUUUUCAAUGGCUGGGGCACUAAAAAGUGUGGAAGACACUUCAUGAUAUUUUUCCUAGCUUCUGCUCCUACUUGUUUUAUUGAGCUUUUUGUUAAAUUUGUUUGAAGCACAGCAUCAGUAUAGCUGAAAAUGCUUUUUUCUCUGCUAAGCAUGUAGAAAUAUUUGGUCAGUGUAAAGCAUUUGCAUGACAAAACAAAAAAACUUCUCAAAGUGGCCAGCAUGCUGCAGGAAGGCCAAUUGGCUCCAUGUGAUUUUAAGAGCCAUAGUUGGCACAUGCUGAGCUGCUUAGCUAUGAGACACAUGUAAAUCUCAUGAGUGUGUUUGUUACCAGUUGUAUUGGAAUACUAGCAUCAUUUGUCAAAACAAGCAAGUUUUGCCUACAUUAACAAAUGGAAUUAAAUAAAUUUAUUUACUGUAGCAUUUGCUUUCUUGCAAAGGAGGGUUGCGAGAUGUAAGGUCAUUUGUUGACGUGUGGCAAUGCGAGUGGCUUACUGAUCCAUGGUCAUGGUGGAGAAUACUCUGGUUAUUGCUGGCCUUUUAUCACAGUUUUGUUUGGUUGUUGUGAUUGCUUUGUUUUCAGGUUCUUGUCAUUGUUUGUUGACGUUUUGACACUCUUGGAGGCAUUGCCUGUGUGCAUGCACUGAAACAUCACAAGAUGUAGAUUGCUUGCUUGCGCAGACUGUAGUUGAUGUUUAUGUGAUGCUCUCUUGAUCAUAGUUUGUUGUAUGGACAUUUGCAUUGUCUUUCUUUAUCACAAAAAGUAGAUCUUAUGAGAGAGGCCUUUGAAAUACUACCACCCACACAUUGCAUGUCUCUGACAUAUUCUCAGUGCACUGAUGUGACGUCUAUUUCACACCAGGUGAUGUCUAUGCUGUAAUCCUGGAUAAGUUCACUAUGUGUAAAAUCACAAGGAGUACUAUUCAGCCUUGAUGCAGCAUGCGCAUCAUGUAGUGUAAAAUGAUACGAUGCCAUGCCAAAAGUAUGUUGGAAAUAUGUUGCACAUAAUUACCGCUUUUGAAACGUUGUGAAUGUCAUGUUUUGGUACUUUUGUUUGGUAAGUUCAUGUUUUUGUACAUAUUGUAGCUGUGGAAGUGAACAAAAAAAAGUAUGGUUGUGUGACCCCACUGCUAUGUUGGCACCAACUGGUGUUGUGGCAAGAAAAAUUAUAAACAUGACUUUUGUGUAUCCUUGCUGGUGAAAAUGCAGAACAAAGCUUAGUAUGGGCCUUUGUAGCCGUCCUGAGGCUUUUUAUAAAUGGAGUUCCUAGUCAAAGGUGAAUUUCACUUUCUUGAUGUGUAGUUGUAGUUAAAGCAGCUGCUGUGGACCAACUGCUUUAAGUGUGUCACUUUUAACAGCUUGAUAUUUUUCACGAUGAUUAACACGUGCACUGUGGCAUUGGUCACCUAUGAGUCAUGUUGGUUACUGCCCCUGAGUGGCUGUGAAAAUGCAGGUAGAGAUCUUAUGAUCAAUGAUAUAUCAGUAGAUAUAUGAUCAUAUGAUAUAUGAUCAGUAGAUAUAUGAUCAGGGCACAUUAAAAAAUUCUUGUUGCUUUAGGAUACAAGCACUGGGGCUGCCCUUCUAGGGCUCAAGAAGGGUGAAAGUGCAUGACCCACUGGUGGAUCAUGAUUCACAGGAAUCGCAACCUCUUAUGAUCAGUAGAUAUAUGAUUAGUGAACAUUAAAAAAAUUCUUGUUGCUUUAGAAUACAAGCACUGGUGUUGCCAUUCUAGGGCUCAAGAAGGGUAAGAGUUCAUGACCCACUGGUGGAUCAUGAUCCACAGGAAUCGCAACCUCUUAUGAUCAGUAGAUAUAUGAUUAGUGAACAUUAAAAAAAUUCUUGUUGCUUUAGAAUACAAGCACUGGUGUUGCCCUUCUAGGGCUCAAGAAGGGUAAGAGUUCAUGACCCACUGGUGGAUCAUGAUUCACAGGAAUCGCAACCUUGUAUGAUCAGUAGAUAUAUGAUUAGUGAACAUUAAAAAAAUUCUUGUUGCUUUAGAAUACAAGCACUGGUGUUGCCCUUCUAGGGCUCAAGAAGGGUAAGAGUUCAUGACCCACUGGUGGAUCAUGAUUCACAGGAAUCGCAACCUUUUAAGUGCUGCCACACUGAGCAUGUUGAGUGAUGAAACCUGCAUUUAAUGUGCAUGUGCUGUGAAUUUGAAUAGGCAUUUUGUAGACCAAGGAAUAUAGCUUUGUGUUUUUAUAUGUAGCAUUGCUAUCAAAACAAUUUCAUGCAUGUCUUAUGCAAACUUCAAUAACUCUGUGGUCAUUAAUUAAUGUGGAGUGACAUGAAUGAAAUUGUAUCUUUUACUGUGUGUAAUUCAUGUAUGUAUGUUAGUGGUCGCAAUUUAUUUAUUCUAUUUAAAAAGUAGUUUGAAACUGUUUUAAUGAGUAUCUGCUGGUACUCAACCAAGUACAAGGAUAAUUGCUGCCAAAUUGAAGCUGAAGUACUUCUUGCAUAUCAAGCAGAAAAAAAAAAGCUUGAGAACUAGCCCUUGAAUACACUUUGUGUUUCUCUUCACUGGAUUAUUAUAUUGUAACGCUUGUGGAUUGUUUGCUGGCAGAUUGUUCUUGUAGCUGCUAUUGUGUUGCAACACAUUCUGCUUAGCAGUUAACUAGCUUGCAUUUAGCCAUCACCAGCACAAGCCAUGUCCAAAUGUUGAAGCUGUGCUUUGCCAUGCAGUUCAAGCUCAAUAUAGUGACAUUCAUUAUAGUUGCAGUGAAAAAUUUCCUAUGUCAAAAUUUUAGUAAAGCUAGGUUCUCGCGUUUUAUAAGUGUAAUUUUUGUUUCCAUAACAUUUGUCUAAUGUGUUGGCAAGGAGUAUCGAUAACUAACAAUUUCAGCACAAGUUUGGGUAAUGAGUACAUCAAUCAAAAUGUUCGGGCUCAAUGUUUGUAGCCACAAAAACUAGAAAAGAAGCGCUGCUGUAGUGCUUGCGUGAGUUUUCACUAUGCCACCACCUACAUGCAAUAUGUACAGCCCUUGUCAAAAAUGCUCAAGGGGAGCAUCUCUGCUCCUUGUCCUCUAUACACUCGGCACAAGUCAGUGUCAAAAUUUUGCAGGCUGCCAUGCUCCCAUUGAUGGCAAAGGCUGUAUAUAUGGCAGUUUGAGUGGUGGGGAGGGUUGGGAAUUGCACCUGAAAAACCAUCUUCCACCUACUCCACUGCUAAGGUAUUUUAGUACACAGAAGCUUUUAUUAAUUAUUGCCACUGCAGGUGAUAUCUGCCUUCCAUAACUUAUCAUAAUUCUAAGCCUGAAAGCCUAAAUCAAGGUUCAUUUGUAUAAAGCAAGAAUUGCUGAGAGUGUAUUGAAUACCUUGGCCAAGUUGGAAAGGAAAUGUCUAAGGUUUGUCAAUAGAAUUGGUGGAUUGGGGACUUCAUUCUGUGCCUAUUCCACUCAGCAAGCCACUAAUGUUUUAUUUACUCCUUGUAAAAAUUGUAGUUCAGGUAUUGAAACAUAGAAUUUUCUGUUUGAGAGAACACUCGGCAUGUAUUUUUAAAAUGAGCUCUUUUAGUUGUGAAUUGUUGAAAUGCUAGUUUGUGUGUUGAGUGGAAGUCUUGGAACACUGCUGGCUCUUAUGUAACAAAUUUCAUCUCUCUCUAAACAUUCAGGCAGUGAAUUAGACUGGCAGCUACAGCUGAGUGAUUCAUGCGCCUUGUAGCGCAAGCCUGCUGGGCAUAGCAUUUCACUUUGGUCUAUGGUGUUGGCACUUCUAAUUCAGCACCAAUUGUUUUCUGUCACACCACGAUGCCCAAUGAAGACUUCCGUUCACUGCACAUGGCAAACCAUUACGAAUUACCAUAGUCAUGUGAAAUAGUGAUACUCUUUCUUAAUUUUUUAUCUUGUCACUUUCCACUGUGUGUGUGAAGCUGGCAUUUUUGUUAACUUAUUUGAGCCACUGAGUGUGGAAUGUUUUCAUUGCAUUUAGAUUUUCUUCUCUUGUAUAUUCUUAUUUUUGUUUAUGCUCUACUUAUUCCAUCUAAACUUGUUUACCAAUGACAUACCAAGCCUCAUUGCUUUCAAUUAUUAGUUGUAACGAUGUAUUUCUGUCUCUAGGUUUCGUUCAUGAUGCAAUGUGAACGAUGAGAUGAACAUGCAAACAGUGUUUUCAGUAGGUGUCCUUCAAAAGCAAGAACAUGAUUGGAAAAGGCUGAACAAGAAGCAGAGUAAGACAUACUUGCUGCUAUGAAUUAGCACAGUGCUUUUAAAUGGUGGCAGAAUAUUUUUAUUUAUAUUUUUUCACAUUUGUUCUAUUUAUGAAACAACAUUGAGGUUUUACUCUUUUCUAAUUUUUCUGUGUGUUCUGGAGAUGACAUCUCAUAGUGACAUAAAAUAGUAUAACUAAAACAAUAAACUACGCCCUGCCUGCUGCAAUAGAUGGUGACAACUGAAUUGAUCGUGAGUUAAUUGCGCGGGCACUGAAUCGAUGAGAAAACUGGCCUCCACAACCCAGAAGAUGCCCAUAACUACCGCCAUCCAGAAGGAGUGAAAAAAUUGACAACUAUUCUACUCUGUUACUCUGUGAAAAUGGAAUGGCAGCGAAAGCUGACAGUCAAAGCUCUCAAAUGAAAAGGGAAGUGUUUUACAUCCGCUGCGGGUCAGCCUGAAGAUAUUGCAAUAUCGGGACGACCCGUGGCAAAGGUGAAGCAGGUGUUAAGCACUCCCCAUACCUGGGCCGCUCCCAAAGAUAGUGCAACACUGGGCCGACCCCCGGUGGAGGUGAAGCAGGCAUUAAGAACUCCCCAUACGUAGGCCGAUCACGAAGAUAUUGCAAUACCGGGCCCACCCGUGCUGGAGGUGAAGCAGGCGUUAAGCGCUUGCCAUACGUGGGUCCAUCCUGAAGGUAGUGCAAUGCCAGGCCGACCCACGGUGGAUUUGAAGCAGGCGUUAACAACACGCCAUACAUAGGCCGAUGCCGAAGAUAUUGCAUUACCGGGCCCACCCACGGCGAAGGUGAAGCAGGCAUUAAGCGCUCCCCAUACGUGGGCCCAUCCCGAAGAUUCCGAAGGGCGCGUUAUAGGUUCCAGAGUCCACAGGGGUAUGCCAUUGAUCUUGGACCCUUUUUGCUCUAUCACCAGGAUCGGCCCACAUGAUGAUUUUUUCUGUUAACGGACGCCGAAAAAAAAAAAAAAAUAUACGGAAGUUAGUCACACACUGCUUUCGCUGUAAAAGGCAGCAGAAUGUUGAUCGCCGAGUAGAUUGAUUUGUCGGCGCUUUAGGAAUGUGUGUGAGGGUUGUGGCGUGGGCGGAUAGGGGGCGAGGGGGGGGGGGUGUAUUUCGCUUAAUUUCGGGGGGGGGGGGGGGCUGCCCCCCCCCCUGGGUACGUGCCUGGAACUGAACAAGUUAUAAAAUAAAUAAAAAAAAACUAAUCCUUCCCAGUAAGAUCGGAGCGCAAUAUGUUUUUCACCUUUCUUUUGUCUGUACAGUUUUUUUCCAACCAUUUAUUAUAGUCAACUAGACAUACGUUAGGCAACUUUUUUUUUUUCUUGCUUUUGAUUGUGCAGGACUUGGCAUACACACGUGCGUAGAAAUUAUUGAGGAAAAAAUGUAAAAUAUGUGUAACAAGUUCUGGUCAUCCAUCCUAAUUGGUCGAAAAUAAUAUUGAUGUACAGCAUUUGCAUGGAAGUUACCUAUUAUACAUUUAAUACAAAGCUAGUGCCUCAAGCUCCCAGCGACUGUUGUUUUUAGGCACCACACUAGUGCAACAUGCCAGUGCAAACAGAAAAGAAAUAUGAUGCUUGAUUUUGUAUAACUGAGUUCAGUGUGCUUGUCUAGUUUUUUGCAACAAUUUACAAAAUGUACAUGCUGUACAGAACUGGAAUGACUUUUUCUACAUUGAAUGAGAGAUAUUGUACAGCAGUGGUUCAUGAAGGAUGUCAACAUCUAUGUGGAUCUAUAUGGUUGUACUAAAUAUGUUUGAAGAGAUUUAGCUGUGCUUUUGUUUGUGAAACGUAUCUUCUGCAAAUAAGAUGGUAUAGAAUAGCUUAUUAUGGGACAAACUUUGCCUGGGGCCAACUCCAAUUUCCCUUUUAAAGUACAUUGAAACGCAGACAUGCUUUCCUUAGACAGCUGCUCAAUUUAUUUUAAUGAAAUUUGUUGCAUUUGAGAGAAAGGUAGGUUCAAUCGAUUGUCAGAAGCAGACAUUUUAUUUAAGUGCUUAAAUAUUUUCUAAGAAAUGCUCAAAAUUGAUAAUUUAAAAAUAUGGCAGCAUAAAUUUAUAACUUCAUAAAGCUGUAAUAAAAACAGGUAUCGCAUGUUUCAGUAAACUUGAUCUUUUAAAAAUACCUGAAGAGGGCACAUUCAUUAUCUGUACAGCUUACCUGAAAUUGUUACAUUGUUUUUGAAGGAUUUUACAAAAAUUCUAAAGCAGACAGAAUUGAUAUGCCGUAUAUACUCAAGUAAUGGCCGCACCCAUGUAAAAACUGCACCCUUGAUUUUUGAUAAGGUUGGCAGUGUUAUCUGUUGUAUGGUGCGAGAAUUCAGAAGCUUCUUUUUUUUUUUGAACUGGUGGCAAAACAAGGCAGCCGUGUCGAGUUUUCGGCGCCUCCGGGUAGCAAAAGCACUGCUUCCGAGAUUUAGCAGCUGCCUCUGAGACGCUGCAGUCACUGGCCUGUGGGUCGUCACCAUUUAUUCCAGCCAGUUGGUGACACGCUAAAGAAAUAGCCAAGAAUAGACAGUCAGUACAACCGAAUACUGUAGUCACCGAGUACUGUCAUGAAGACAAGCACCACCGAAAAUAUUUAAGGAAAAAAGGUGUUUUUUUACGUGUAAUGGCCGCAGCCCCCAAUUUCUCACCCCAAAUCUCGAGAGAAAACAAGCUGCAGCCAUUAAACAAGUAUAUACGGUAUACUGUUCUAAAACAUGUCAAUAAAUUAUGUAUUGAUGUCCCAAUAGAGGCGCUUUACUUAUUGCUGAAUCACAUAGUUUUCAACUUAAUGCUGAUGGCCUAAAUCGAAAAUGUGCUCUCUACUGUCGGUAAAUUUUAACGUUUAAUUAAAAAUAGCAACCGUCAUAAAUUUCAGUGCAGUGUGGUGACUGAAAUGAUUUUUCUAUUCUCAUGUGUUUGGAUAGGAGUGCCUGGGGUGAAGGCUUCUCUUAAAUGAUGUAAUUUUCCUGCCUAUAUAAAUAUUGUUCUUCAUUCUUAACUGCGUUUAUACCUUCACCACCUUGUACCUUGCAGCAUUUCUGCUUCACUUAAUUCUCGGAACUGAAGAGCCAGUUUACUUACUCUUUCAUGUUGUACCACCCCCUGUGACUCUAGUCUCUCCUCAGGCCUCAGGAUACUUGGUCAUUUCAGCAUAUAGAUGUGUCACACUUUUGAUAUCGGCGGUUGUCACUUGUUCUUUGAGUGUGUUGUAUGAUAUUCAAUAAAAAAGAAGCAUACUCAGAA